AUGCAAUUGUUUUUAUUAAUUUAAAUUUUUAACAAAUAUCCCGUUUUUUAAUUGUAUAAUAAAACUAUAGAACAAAAAAAAUAUUAAUAGAAUUUUAACUAACAUUCAUAACAUAUUUAGUUUGAAGUUAAGUCUUUUGUUAAUAGCAUAAUACAUUCUUAGCUUGAUCUUUAACAAAAUUAAAUCUGCAUAAGCGAAAUAUUUUAAAAAAAGAGUAGCCAUAUGUUAAGUCAGAAGCAUAAAUUAAAUAUUGAGAAAUAUAACUAAAAAGAGCAUUCAACUAAGGAAUUUAUUACUCAUUUUAGAUUUUAGGACAAAUUAUAUGCAUUAAUUGAUAAAUUUAUUUAGUAAUAACAUGUCAAAGAUUUAAUCCCUUCUAAAAAAAAUCUUCACAAUCUUUAAUAAUAGAAUUAUCAAUCUGUACAACAACAAUAAAAAAAUGUGUUCAAUAACGUCUCAAAAGAUUUAUCAUUUAUAUCUUCUUUAAAAAAUAAAAUUGAAAUUUUUAGUUUUUCAUAGUGUAGAAGAUAGAAAAUGAUUAAUAUGCUUAAUAAAAACGACGAAAAGAAAUUGAUAAGAUAUAUUGAAAGUAAAAAGGAAAAUUCUUUUGGUAGCAUGGCAAAAUAGAGAAUAAUUGGUGGAGGCUAAUGCUGUAGUAGGCAAGAUAUAACUUAAGGUUUAAAGGACUUUCAAUAGUAAAAUAGCAUAAAUCAAUAAGAAGACAAAAAGUUAUAGAUAGAUAUCUAAUUUUAAAAAUUUUUUGAUAAAAAUGUUGCAAACAAAUUUCACAUAAGCGAAAUUGUGGAUAAAAGGGAUUAUGCGACUGAAAUUAUUAGCAUUUUUGAUAAAUGUUUGAAUAAAAAAAAAGAAUAGAUUACCGUCUAAACCAAUUAGUAUAGAAUUUUCAUAAUUGAAAUGUUUAAUUUAUGUUUUCAAUAUGUUUUUAGUGGGGCAUUUGAUAUCGAUAAAGAUGAUUCAAAUUAAAUUAUUAGUAAAAUUGAUAUCUUUUUGAGUCAUAUUAAGUAGAAUAUAAAUCUAUUUCCAUGCUUGGAUUUAGAGUUUUUAUACUAAUUUUUAUAUGACUUAUGCGAUUUAGAAUUUGAUUAAAACUCUUAAAGCUACAAGAAUGUGUCAAUAAUAGCUGAAUUUUAUAAAUUAAGUUUACUUAAUGGCGGAUAACAUCAGCACCCAUUAUUUAUAAAUGAAAAACAUUAAUUAAACUAAGAAAGUGGAAAAAGCUAUUAAAAUUUUCUAAUAGAUGCAGAUAAAUAAGAACAUUUAGAUAAUGUUUGGCAGGUUGUUGAUAAAGCACACGAAAAAAUAAGAUCUUUCACUAAAUACUCGAUUGCAAAACAAGUUUCUUUAUUAUUAGAAUUAAAAACCUAAAGAUUCUACAAGUAACAAUAAAUUUAAGCAUCGGAUGAGCUUAUUUUCUUUAUUGAGCAGGUUAUUGAGUAAUAGAAUAUCUAAGCAUCGAGUCGUAUUAUAAUAUACUUGCUAAUAUAAAUUCACUGUAUUUUACUCAAGAAUAUUAACAAUAGUUAAUUUAUGAUAGACUUGAACAACCUCUUUGAAGUUAAUUAAAAGCUAAAUCAAUUUUUAAGGACUUUAUAAUAGCAAAGUGAAAAACAAUAAGAAUCUUUUUCAGAGAGAUUCUUGCUUUUUUUCAAAUUUACAGUAACUGAUAUCACAUACAGAUUUCUUUCUAAUCAAAUACUAAUGCUAUUCUACUAAAUUUUAGCAUCUAAAGGAUCACAAUAAAAUGAAUAUUUAUUUACUCACCUUGUUCACUAGUACUUAACUGAGAAGAAUGAGUCUAUCAAAUUAAUUUUCUUAGGCAAUCAAGCUUUUGUAUCUACCGUGAAUGAAGAGGUCAAGAAGAAUCCUAGUAGAUUAGCUAGUAUAGUAGUGAAAUAUCAAAAUAUAAGAAAAUAACAAAUGAUAAAUAAUAAAAUAAGCUAAAGUGAAAUAGAUGAGCUUGAAGAAACAAUAAAAGAUGAGUCAGAUUUUCUAGAAAAAAUAUCUCUCAGGAUGAUAGAAAAGUGGGAAUUGAAUGCAAGAUAAAGAUUAGAAAAGGGCAUAGCUUAAAAAGAUGAUAUACUUUUAGAAGUUUAAGAUCUCUAUAUAGACUAAAAUAUAGCAUAUAUGAGUGGUAGCAACAUAUUUGAAGGCACAAAAAUUGAGCAAAAAGAUUUAAAUAUUGAUGGAGUUUAAAGGAAAUAUAAAAAAAAUGCAAUAGAUUUAAUUAUAAGUUAAUUCUUACUUCCUCACUAAAAUAAAUCGAAUUAAAUAGAAGAAAAAUAAAAUAUUAGUAAGGGCUGUAAAAUUUUAGGUAUUCUUGCUGAAGGUGGAACUGGCAAAUCAAUGUUAUUCAAAAGGCUAGAAACUCUUCUGAUGAAAGAAAAAAACUCAAAAAUGGGUAGUUAACUCAAUUAUAUUACGUUUUUGAUUAAGUGCAAUAAUUUAGAUUCUUCGAAGCCCUCUCUGGAUGAUUAUUUUUUAAGUUAAGGACUUGAUAAUCAGUAGAUAAAUUUGUUAAAGUAGACAAAAAACAACAAGCUUAUCUUGCUAGAUGGGUAUGAUGAAUAUUCUGGAAAUUAUUUUAGAAUUUAUUAUGAGCUGAAUUUAAGUGAAUGGAAAAAUACAGUGGUAAUUGUUUCUUCAAGAAUGGAAAAGUUAUCAGAAACUGAUGCACAAUUAUACUUUAGUAUAGAUGAUAGCUAAAUGGUAAGAGAUGAAACAUCUUAUUGUAUAGUUAAGUUGUAAGAGUUUAUGAGAAAAGAUGUUGAUUAGUACUGCAAGAAGUUCUUUGAAAAGCAGACCAUUAAGUAACAAUAAAUUCAAAUAAAUGAAAAUUAGUUUUUGAGUAUGAUGGAGAUGUGCUUGAAUAAUAAAUAGCUAGAAAACUUACUAUUCUUACCUAUUAAUCUCUACUUAUUUACAAGAAUGGUGAUAAAUAAAAAGUAAGAAGAAUUAUCAGAUAUAAUUCAUAACAUAACUGACUAAAUUUAAAUUCAAGAAAUAUUUUUCUAAGAGCAGUUUUAAAGAGAGGCUGUUGAUUUCAUUGAUCAAAUAUAAGAAAGCCAAGCAAACAAGUAGUUAAUAGCUGAAGUAGUUUAGUCAUUUUUUGUGUAUUUUCAAUCAGUAGCCAUGCAGAUGUUUCUCAAUAAAGGUUUCAAAGCUAACUUUUUGCAGCUCACUAAAGAGGAAAUCGUAUUUCAUUUAUAGCCUAAUAUUUGUAAUAUGCUCAAAUAAGAAGACUAAAGCAACUUGUAACAAAAAAUAGUAAAUUAUGUGAAUUCUAAAAUAAUUACUAAAGUUAAGGAUAAUGAUAGUGAAGAAGAACAAGUGGGAAAAUACUCAUAAAUAAUUGAGUUUAAACACAAAUCAUUAUUUGAAUACUUUGUUGCUAGGGCUUUUAAAUACGAUUUUGAUAUUCAUGGAGAAGAAAUUUACAAUUUGGAAAUGCAAAAAUUAAUUUAAUUUAACAUAAAUAAGAAAAUUGUAAUGAAUUUAGAGAAAAAUAAGUCAGAGUAGCAAGUUUUAGUUAAAUUUUAUAGACUCAUUAAACAGGAAAUAGAAAGCGAAUCCUUCAUACAAAAUUACAGUGAAAAAGAUAUCACUAAAACUAAUAGAUUCAUUCAAUAUCUUCGUAGAUCAACAAUUAAUAAAAUAACUGAUGUAAGUGAAAUAGAUAGAGGAGCUUCUAAUCUACUAUCUACUCUAUUCAUUAGCAAAUUUGCUUUUGAAGAAUUGAGCAUAGCAAAGUGCUCUUUUUCAAAAUCUUACCUACCAACUCGAAAGAGUUUUAGGAUGAAUUUCGAUUAAUGCAAUUUUAAUUAUUCAUAUCUUGAAAACUAAAACCUCUGCAGUUUUGAGAGCUCAUUGACAAAAAAUGCCAUGAUAAAUUCCUGCAAAAAAGAAUUUGAUAUGGAUGAUGUUUAUCAAUCUAAUGGAUAAAUAUUAUACUAAGACAAAAUAUUUUCAGUCAGUAAAUCUGGAUAUAUUAAUAGCUUUUCUAUUUAAGAACAAGUUCUACUUGGAUCUAAGAAAGUGUGUUGCUAAAGCAUAAAAGCUAUAGUGCUUGAAGAAAAUAAUCUUUUUUUGUAUUCUUAAUAGUCUCUAUUUGAAGUAAAUCCUUCUAACUUAGAAACCGUCUAAUCUUUCAAGUUUCCUUACAUAAUAAAAAAUAUUUAAUAUAAAAAUAAUAACUACUUAGUAAAUUUAGAAAACAAAUAAACAUUCUAUGGAAACAUUUCUAAAGGAUUCAAAUAAAUAUAAUUAGAAGGUUAAAACCAUCAUCUUGUCAAAGAAUUUAUCAUCUCAUAUUAAGAUUAUUAUAUGCUUUUAUUUGAGCUUCAAUCAUUUUAGCUGAAGAAAAAGCUGGAUAGCAUUAGCUUUGAAAAUAUUAUUUCAAAUAAUUAAGAUACUUUAUAUGUUGCUUUAAAUGAAAAUUAAUUUGAAGUGUGGUAGAAAUCUAAUAAUGAAGAUUUGUUGGAAAGGAUCAAUUAUAAAUCUGAUAAUUUUAUUUUGCCUGAAUACUCUAUAUUUUCAUAUGACAGUAAAUACUUUGUUAUAUUAACGGUAAAUAAUGCAAAAGUUUGGAAUGUUGAAAAUGAUUUUGAAUUAGUAUUCGAACUUGACCGCAAUGAAAAUAUAAACUCUUUCCAUUUUUCUAGAGAUUCUAAAUAUCUUAGCAUUAGCUCAUAGCUAUUUGUUUGUUAAAUCUUAGAUAUUUAAAAUGAUUUUUAAGUUAAAUAUUUUAUUUCUGCUCACACAAAUAAAAUUGGAUAAAUCUAAUUCUCCUCUGAUGGUAAAUAUCUAGCAACAUGUUCAGAUGAUUCUUAUUUAAGAGUAUGGGAUCCAUCUAAAUCUUAUAGCUUACUCCAUAAAAUUAAAGCACACGAUGAUAAAAUUAAUUCUCUCUCUUUUUCUCCAAAUGGUACGUAUUUAGCUACUUGCUCAAUAGAUAACUUUUGUAAAAUAUGGAAUAUCUCAAAACAGUUUGAGCUAACAAAAUCCUUAAAACUAAACUAAGAAAUAAUCCAUUUAACUUUUUCACCAGAUCAAAAGUACCUAGUUUUAAGUUUGUAUGAUAACAGCUUCAAUAUUCUGAAUCCAAACAACAAUUUUUCUUCAAUAAAAAUAAUAGACAAGCUUAAAGAAAAUGAAAGUGAGGAUUAUGGAGGAUGGACAAUGAAAAUGAGUUUUUCUGCUAAUAGCAAAUACUUAGCUGCUUACAAACAAAAAGAUUUUUUUAUAUUUGAUGUAGAAUAGGAUUUUGAUAUGUUAAAAUAAAUAUAAGGUCAUAGUAAUCAUAUUAAUGAUUUAUGUUUUUCCAAAGACAAUAAAUACAUGGUCACAGUUUCUGAUGAUAAAAUUUGUAAAAUUUGGAAAGUAAAUAAGGAAUUCAAUCUGAUUAAAUAGUUAUCUCAACAUAAAUUUAGUAUAUCUUCCACAACUUUUUCACCGGAUAGCAAAUAUUUAUUAACUCUGGCUGAAUAUGAGGGUUGCAUAAUUUAUGAUUCUGAAAAAGACUUUGAAAUUAUAAAUAUUAUACAUGACAAAUCGCUUAUAUUAGCAGUAUUCAAUCCGUUAAACAGCAAAUAUUUUGCUACAACUUGCAUUCAUGGUACUUUCCAGGUUUGGAAUAUAGAAAAAAGUUAUGAAAGUAUUAAAAUUCUCUAAAGCCAUAACAAUUUUGUAAAGUAAGCAGAUUUCUAUAAUUAAAACACUUAUUUAGCUACAUACGCAAAUGAUAAAGAUUGCAGAGUGUGGACUGUCAAUAAAGGAUUUGAGCUUAAAAAUACUUUUAAGAGUUAAGAUUAUAAAAUUUAAUCAGCUGCUUUUUCUCCAGAUGGAAAAUAUUUAGCUCUUGGUGUGGAGGGAAAUGCUUGUUAAAUAUGGAACUUAGAAUAAGAUUUUAAAUAAAUAAAAUAAAUCUAAUAAAAUUCUUCAGUACAAAAUAUAAUUUUCUCAUUUGAUGGGAAGUAUCUAACAAUACUAACUCAUAAAUAGUUAGAUGUAUAUUUAAUUAAAAAGGAUUUCGAACAUAUUAGGAAAAUUAAUAUAGCAACAUUUUAUAAUUGUCCUAUGACAUACUCUAAAGACAGUGCAUAUUUUAGCAUAGGAGAGUAGAAUACUUGCAGGGUGUGGGAUAUUAACAAUGAAUUUUAAGAAAUUUAUGUUAAAUAUGGGCAUGGAGGUAAAAUCUAUUAAGUUAUUUUUUCCUCUGAUAAUAAGUAUUAUGCCUCUGUUUCGUAUGAUAAAAGAUGUAACAUCUCCGAUAUAUCAGACAAUUUUAAAUUAAUUAAAACAAUUCAAAAUAAAAAAGCAUUACCUUUAUGUGCAGCAUUUUCAUUAGACUCUAAAUAUUUAAUUAUUGGAUUUGAUACUAACUGCUGUGAAGUAUAUCACACUAAAUAAGAUUUUGUACUCUUAAAUGUAAUAUAUAACUAUGAAGGUAAAAUCAAUUAUUUAUCCUUCUCUCCUUGUGGAAAAUAUCUUGCUUUAUGCCAUGAUUUAGGGUGUAAAAUACUUGAUUCAGCAAAAGGAUUGUAAAAGCUUGAUGAAAUUUAAAAUAAUAAUGAAUAAAGUGAUAAAUUUUAAAAUAUAAAUUUGUUUGCUUAAUUAUAUGAAAUUUGA
Molecule: messenger RNA, 6645 nt
Organism: Tetrahymena thermophila SB210
Lineage: Eukaryota; Ciliophora; Oligohymenophorea; Hymenostomatida; Tetrahymenidae
Product: WD domain, G-beta repeat protein
Exons: 4
Molecular function (GO): protein binding
Source: RefSeq, a predicted model, not a curated record